Messenger RNA from Diprion similis, 2213 nucleotides. It is a transcript of the gene Ent1, whose product is annotated as equilibrative nucleoside transporter 1. Gene Ontology annotation, biological process: nucleoside transmembrane transport. NCBI's taxonomy places the organism in Eukaryota, Metazoa, Arthropoda, Insecta, Hymenoptera, Diprionidae. Gene Ontology annotation, cellular component: plasma membrane. Gene Ontology annotation, molecular function: nucleoside transmembrane transporter activity. The transcript has 11 exons. The record is from RefSeq and is a predicted model, not a curated record. The coding region runs from base 554 to 1990 and encodes 478 amino acids.
UACGUCACUAAACACUGAACAAUCUUCCUUCGAGCAGAAAGUACGGAAAUUCGGGUUCGACGGAAUCGCAAGAGCAGUGACAAUAACGCGGAAGCUAGUCAACUCCGUCUGCUAGUCAGCUAAGGAAAUUCGACUAAUCUCCGAGGCUUUCUUAUUACUCAAUUUCAAUUCAACGCCCUUCGACUCGUCCACCAGCACAUACGGUCGCUCGUUCGUUGUUUGUUUCUCACAGUCUCACAACGGUAGAGUGUACAUACAAGAAAUUGCAGGCAUGUCGAAUUCGAAGGUAGUCUGACGGCUGACGCUGUCAUUUCAUGACGUGAAUGGGGGCAGAUGCGUGUACACAAGUGAAACAUUUAUUUACUUAAUAAGGAUUUGACUAUUGGUGGAAUUUUUUCGAGUCUUAGUUUUGACUGAGCAUUAUUAUUAUUAUUUUUUUUUCUUUUUAUUUAAAAAAUAAAGGAACUCCGUAUCAUUACUCGAAAUUACGUAAGUUUUAGUUGGUUCUACGGUCAACGAAAAUAAUCACAGAUUAUACCGUCGCCAGCUCGCGAUGUCAUAUUCAAUCAACAGGCGUCCCUUGCUGGCGGGAGUUAGCGAUAGUGAAUUCGAAGAUGAUUUGACCGAAGUUGACGACCCGAGCGUCGUCAUAAGGGAUGAAAAACCGCUUUUCAAGCCACACGAACCCUUGGACAAAUACAAGUUGGCGUAUAUAAUUUUUUACUUCCUUGGAAUGAACACAUUGAUACCGUGGAGUUUUUUCGUCACUGCUAACGAUUACUGGAUGUACAAGUUCCGUGAAAUCCAUGUAAACAAUACUGGAAGGCAUAAUUAUACUCAUACAGAAAAUUUAGAGAAGAGAAAUGACCUCCAGGCGAGUUUCACAUCCUAUCUCAGUGUGGCUAGCGCGAUACCAAAUACGCUUUUCCUGGUGGUCAACACGUUCAUAAGCAAAAAAAUGUCUCUCAGGAUGCGGAUGGUCGGCUCUCAGUUCAUAGUAUUUCUGUUGUUCCUCUUAACAACCGCACUUAUCAAGGUCAACACAGAUGAAUGGCAGAAUUUAUUCUUCAUAAUCACGUUAACAACCGUUGCAGCUAUCAAUGCUUCUUGCGCUAUUUUCGGAGGAAGUUUAAUGGGGAUAGCGGGGCGAUUUUCGUCCGGUUACAUAACGGCGAUGAUGGGUGGCCAAGCUUUAGGCGGAAUUUUCACAGCUCUUGCUGAAAUCGGUUCCCUCUGGAUAGGCGCCAGUCCCGUUCUUUCAGGUCUGGUGUACUUCAUCAUAGGGGAUGUGAUGCUGUUUCUCUCGUUAGUUGCUUACAUGAUCCUUGAGAAGGCAGUGUUUUUCAAGUACCACAUGCUUGAAGAUUCCUCAGAGUCGUUAAUCGCAUCUGACAGAGAUAACCAUAUUCCUGGUGGAAAUUCUCAGGAUGUCAGUUACAAUGAGGGAACGAUAUCUUAUUUCAAGAUUUUCAAAAAGAUCUGGCACUACGGCUUAAGCGAAGCAAUUACAUUCUUAGUUACCAUAGCUGUUUAUCCAGCAGUUACUGUACUCGUAGACAGUCAGAACAAAGGACAAGGUCAUGCAUGGAAUGAUAUAUACUUCAUCCCGGUAGUCGCCUACCUUUUAUUCAGCAUAGGUGAUUACGCAGGGAGAAUAUUGGCAGGACUUUUAGAAUGGCCAAAGAACAGACCGUGGGUAGUGAUAUUCCUAAGCAUUAUCAGAGCCGUUUUCGUACCAGCGAUUAUGGUGUGUAAUGCACAUCCCCGGCAUCAUCUUCCCGUUUACAUAACUGAUGACAUUGAUUACAUCUUGAUAACCAUGGGCUUUGCCUUCACUAACGGUUACCUUUGCAACAUUGUUCUAAUAUUAACGCCGCUCGUCGUAGAACCAGAGGAAAAAGAAAUCGCCUCUGCAAUGAUGGGUGCCUUUUUGGGUGCAGGGUUAACGAUAGGUUCAAUUGUUAGCCUGGGAAUGGUGAAAUUACUGUGAUUAAUCUUUUUAAGAACACCGCUGUAUUCGAUAGGCUGUCAAGACCUAAUGAUCAACUGGACUUUGGGUACAAUAAUUGUCUUUCGGGAGGAUUAUUUGACGUCCGAGUUCUUUUACAAACAUUGGAAAACGAAAAGGGAAAUGUGAGAGAAAAAAUUUGAUUCUAUGACAGACUGCCGUAUCAAUAUUAGUAUUGCUAUGAUAGAAUAAAUUAAAGAAGCGU